GUGAUGCCCACCUGAAAGCCGCUUUUUCAUCUGUGGAAUGGGGACCAUGAUUCCCCCCAGGGCCUGAAUUCCCUUUAAAGAUUCCUACAGAGUGUUCGUCAUGUGAAGGAUGGUGCUAUUUGAUUUCGCUCCUACUUCUCAUUGACAGUACACACUAGGAGUCGUGAGAAAUAACUGUCACUCUCUGAGGGUGGAAGCUGCCAUGAUUUACAAAGACAAGAAGUAAUUUUCAUGUAAUCACAAGAUGACUCAGGAUGGAUCCUGAAGCUGCUAGGCUGGAGAAGCAGCAUGUACAUGAUGUAUAUGAGAGCACAGCCCCGUAUUUUAGUGAUCUGCAGAGCAAAGCCUGGCCACGAGUCCGCCAGUUUCUCCAGGACCAGAAGCCAGGCAGCCUCGUCGCUGACAUUGGCUGUGGAACUGGAAAAUAUCUUAAAGUAAACAGCCAGAUACAUAUCCUGGGCUGUGACUACUGUAAGCCCUUGGUAGAGAUUGCCCGGAAUGGAGGAAGUGAAGUCAUGGUAUGUGACAACCUUAAUCUCCCCUUUAGGGACCAGGGCUUCGAUGCUGUCAUCUCCAUAGGAGUCAUACAUCAUUUUUCCACAAAACAAAGAAGAAUCAGAGCAAUCAAAGAAAUGGCCAGGGUCUUAGUCCCAGGAGGUCAGCUGAUGAUUUAUGUCUGGGCAAUGGAACAAAAGAAUCGCCACUUUGAAAAGCAAGACGUGCUUGUUCCAUGGAAUAGGGCCUUCUGUUCCCGGCUCUUCUCAGAAUCCAGACCGUCUGGGAAAAAUCAGCAGUGUGGACAUCCAGAAAGCAGCCAGGCCUGCCAUCCUGAGGGUACAUGUUCUGUUUGUUUCAAGGAGCGCUGUGACUCCAAACGAUCCCACAGCAUGGACUAUGGGUCUGUCAUCUCCAGAGCCUGCUGUGGAAAUACAUCAAAGGAAGGGGAGCAGGAAAAUGGCUUCUAUAACACAUUAGGAAAGUCUUUCCGUUCCUGGUUUUUCUCCAGGUCUUUGGAUGAAUCGACUCUGAGGAAGCAGGUUGAAAGAGGGAGACCAUUGAGAACAGCAGAUGGCUGGACCAGGAAUACUAUAUCUAUCCAGCCUUCUAGACACUCAAGUUUAGAUUUGGAUCCCCGAGAGCCAUUUCCAGCCAAAGGGCCAAACUUGGAUGAGGAAGUAUUUGUGGAGAAUUCUUCUCAAAAACUGUUGGCGUGGCCGAGAACACCAAGCACUCCGAUGCACUUCCAGGGAGACCGUGGAGGAGAAAGUAAGCGAAAUGGAGGGGGGGAUUUUCUAACCAACACUUACAGUGAGAAUUGUAUGGAUGCAGGGAACUUAGAAGAAAGUGUCCCUUCUGCCAGUCAAAUAUUGAAAAGGAUUUCUGCAGUCAGCUCCACAGAUUCCAACCCAGAUGGCCCAGUACCCGUUGAUGAACAGCCUGACCUGCUGGAUUCCAAGGCCUUUAUGCGCUACUACCAUGUGUUUCGAGAGGGUGAGCUUUCUGACCUGCUGCUGAAGAACGCAAGGGAGCUCAGUAUUCUGAGCUCUGGGAAUGAUCAUGGCAACUGGUGUAUCAUCGCAGAGAAAAAGGAAAGUUGUGAUUAAAUGGACCAUUUCGGGCAACUUUUUCAAAAGAUCAACCAUGAGCUUCCCUGUAGCAUUGGUAUGGUUACCUGAAUUUUAUAAUAGUUAAAUCCCUGUAUAGCACAUAAAGCAUUUAGUGCAAGAUAUUGUCAAUACAAAGAUCUGAAAAGGCAAUAGAAAAUACCCUUCAGUAAUUUAAGUUUUAUUCCCAGCCCCAAGGAUGAAACUCUUAUAAGAAUACAUAUAUAUACAUAUAUAUAUAGUUUUUUCAGUAUUAUACUUUAAUCCUUUAGGAUUCUGCUGUUAAUAGACCUUUCAAGUAGUAUUUUUAUAUAAAGUAAAAGGGUAAUGUUCUACAUCUACAUGCGAGAAAACAAGGAAACAUAUCCUGAUGCUCAGAUGUAUAAAAUGUUGGAUCACAUGAUGGCCUAUUUCAUCAUGAAGCUUCUACUUAAGUCUUCCAACAAAUGGAAGACAACGGAGAGAUACAGAAAGUGUUAUGGCACUUGCCAAAAUU
Messenger RNA from Dipodomys spectabilis (banner-tailed kangaroo rat), 2100 nucleotides. RefSeq names its product tRNA methyltransferase 9B (putative) (gene Trmt9b). The record is from RefSeq and is a predicted model, not a curated record. Gene Ontology annotation, molecular function: S-adenosylmethionine-dependent methyltransferase activity; tRNA binding. The coding region runs from base 255 to 1604 and encodes 449 amino acids. Gene Ontology annotation, cellular component: cytoplasm; nucleus. Lineage: Eukaryota; Metazoa; Chordata; Mammalia; Rodentia; Heteromyidae. The transcript is spliced from 5 exons. Gene Ontology annotation, biological process: tRNA wobble uridine modification.